Molecule: messenger RNA, 1858 nt
Organism: Cylicocyclus nassatus
Lineage: Eukaryota; Metazoa; Nematoda; Chromadorea; Rhabditida; Strongylidae
Source: the annotation of a GenBank genome assembly
AGAUAGUUUAUUGAAAUCUACCUUUCUUAGAAGACACGUACUCCUAUUCUGUAUUCUUGAUCGUGCAGGUUUCUAUCCACAUCUUCCAUCUACAAAAUGGUUGAAAUAGGUGCUGCCGAGGCCACCGAGGCCAUGAUGCCCGACGAAGCCGGCUCGCAACGAAAUCGAAACAAGAUGGGAUUUGUUGAAUGUACCAGUUAUGUAGUAGGUAACAUAAUUGGAUCGGGAAUAUUCAUUACACCAACGACAAUACUUAGCUAUACGCAAUCCGCAGGACUUUCACUGAUUGUAUGGGUAGGAUGUGGCCUCAUAUCAUUGCUAGGUGCUAUCUGUUACAUCGAACUGGGUACCUCUAUACUGGAACCUGGAUGUGAUUUUGCUUACACCGUUUAUGUUGGGUGGGAAGCUAUCGCCUUUGCUUUCAUGUGGGUAUCGGUCUUUAUUACAUAUCCCGCUUCAGCUGCCGUACAAGCGUUGACAUUUGGACAAUAUAUUGUUAACGGUAUAUCCCCGGCAUUGGCGAUUGGGUCGCCAUGGCAUGAAAUUACGGAACGUAUUCUGGGUUAUUCCAUUGUUGUUAUUUUGACAUUCCUGAAUUUUUACGCCAUUGAUCGUUUUGCUGCAAGAUUUCAAGUCGUUGUCACUACGGCAAAAAUGCUUGCUAUGGGCAUCAUCAUUGCUACGGGAUUUUAUUACCUCAUUUUCAAGGGUUGGACGCAAAAUCUAGAAAAUAUGAUGGAAGGUAGCGUUUAUGCGCCGGGUAAACUUACAUUAGCCUUUUAUGGAGGUCUCUGGAGCUAUGCUGGAUGGGAUAUACUCAACUAUGGUACGCCUGAGAUUGAAAAGCCGAGGAGGACAAUGCCGUUAUCACUCAUUUCCGGCAUAUUAAUAGUAUGUGCUACUUACGUUGCCAUCAACGUUUCAUAUUUCGUUGUUCUAUCUCCGGCGGAAGUGUUGAACAGCACGGCAGUAGCUGCGGACUUUGCACAAAAAGCACUGGGUAAUUUUUCCUAUGCUAUUCCUUUUAUGGUUGCUAUACUUUUGGUGGGCACUCUGAACAGCAAUAUUUUCUGCGGUUCAAGAUUCAUGUACGCUGCAGCUCGCGAACGUCACCUACCAACAUGCAUUAGCUGUGUGAAUGAGGCUUCAAACAGUCCAAGAGCGGCUCUGCUGGGUCAGCUCAUCUGCACAUUUAUCGUAUCUUUUGUCCAUAUCGACACUUUGAUCAAUUAUGUGACUUUCGUGAUGUGGGCCCAAAAGGUAGUCACGGUAGUGGCAUUACUUUAUUUACGGUAUGCGAAGUUACCUGUCGCUGAAGGUGCAAUCAAGAUACCAAUCGUUUUGUCGGUUAUAUUUUUGGUGUUAAGCGUGGUUCUUGUUGUUGUUCCAUUCGUUGAGGAGCCAAUCGUAACCUUUAUUGGAGUAGGCGUUGUCAUCAGCGGUCUAGUGUUUUUCUACGCUCUUGUGAGACCAGCACAUGCACCAGUAUUCCUGCAACGUAUAAAUGACUGUACGACAAAGUUUACGUGCCGACUUCUGCAUAGCCGACCAGACUUGAAAAAGGAUAUCCCUGAAACGAUGGUCAAUACUGAUGAAGUUGGAGCUGAAGCUGAAGCUUCCACUCGUGACGAAUCGAGUGGCAAGUCGGAGGAGAUAUUCUCACCGCAGUCGCGUCAUAGCAGUUAACCUUCUUUAGUCGUUGUUGGUUAUUGCUCUGGUGAGCAUGUUUGUUGAGUUGUUGUUCCCUUCAAAGUCUAUUUCUAAAGGCUGACUUCCAGUGGUUAAAGGCAGUGGCUCGGCAAAUCUCAGCCUAGUCAAAUUUUCGCUUACCUGAGGUUAUUCAAUACGCUGAUUCCGA